AUGGCCUCGAUUGCCAAAAGGAUGAAAAAAUCGGAUGACGGAUUAGAGGACGAAUCGGAAGCGUUGGAAGCAUUAGACAGCUGUCAAAAUGAAAUCAAUGCGCUAAAUGAAAAGUCAAUCGAGGAAGGUUCCAAAGUCGCGCAAAAGUAUUAUACGUUGUUAAAGCCGUUCUUUCAAAAGCGGAAUGAAAUCAGCAAACGCAUUCCCAGUUUCUGGGCUACGGCCAUAGUAAACCAUCCGCAAAUAUCCGGCAUCCUCGAGGAGGGGGACGAGGGAUGCCUACAGUUCCUGGAGAAACUGGAGGCUGAAGACAUUAAGAAUGGUUAUCGUAUUCAUUUUUACUUCGACGCGAAUCCUUAUUUCGAGAACAAGAUCUUGACGAAGGAACUCAAACUGGAAACCCUAAUCUCGACCAGUACAGCAAUCAAGUGGAAACCGGACCGUGGUCUGACUAAGAUGUUGCCGAAAAAGGCUUUGGCAAAUCGACGAAAACGCAGUCUGGAAUACCGAACCUUCUUAGAUUGGUUCACGGAUAACAAUGAUCCGAUCAGUGACGAUAUUGCAGAGUCGAUUAGAAACAAUGUGUGGGCACAUCCACUACAGUACUAUUUGAUGCCGGCCGUCGAGAUCGAACCGGAAGCCGAAGAGGAUGGCAGCGAGGAACAGUUUGACGAUGAAGCCGGCGAAGAGGAAGAGGAAGACGAACUCGACGAGGAGGAAGAGGAAGCCUAA
This is a messenger RNA of Sabethes cyaneus, 732 nucleotides long. Its product is annotated as protein SET-like. NCBI's taxonomy places the organism in Eukaryota, Metazoa, Arthropoda, Insecta, Diptera, Culicidae. Bases 1 to 732 code for a protein of 243 amino acids. Gene Ontology annotation, cellular component: chromatin; nucleus. Gene Ontology annotation, biological process: nucleosome assembly. The record is from RefSeq and is a predicted model, not a curated record. The transcript is spliced from 2 exons. Gene Ontology annotation, molecular function: chromatin binding; histone binding.